Messenger RNA from Lottia gigantea (owl limpet), 1189 nucleotides. RefSeq lists its product as hypothetical. Gene Ontology annotation, cellular component: cytosol. Gene Ontology annotation, biological process: glycerol catabolic process. The transcript has 3 exons. Gene Ontology annotation, molecular function: glycerone kinase activity. The record is from RefSeq and is a predicted model, not a curated record. The coding region runs from base 1 to 393 and encodes 130 amino acids. NCBI's taxonomy places the organism in Eukaryota, Metazoa, Mollusca, Gastropoda, Lottiidae.
AUGGCGUCUGAUUUUAAAAGGAUUUGUCAAAAAUCAGCUUUCAAUCAUUCUGUAAAUAUCUCCCUUUAUUAUCAAACAACUCAGAAUCAACCCCCUCUACCAAUAAACAUGUUGUAUUUUUAUAUUUCUGAUGAUUAUUUACAGUUAGAUGCUCUAUACCCAGCUUGUGUAGUUUUAAAAGAAGAACAGAUAAAAUCUAGUAAAAUUGUAGAUAUGGUACAGAAAGCAUCUCAGGCAGCAAGACAGGGUGCUGAAUCAACAUCCAAGAUGGCUGCUAGGGCAGGACGAGCUAGUUAUGUGAAUCCAGAUAAUUUACACAAUCCUGACCCAGGGGCCAUGGCAGUGUCUAUUUGUUUCCAGGCCAUUCUAGAUACGUUGCUAUCACAAAUAUAAACAAAUCAGCCAGUGUAUGUGUCAAGCUAUUACAAACUUUUCACUUAUACCUUGACUACAAUAGCCACCUUUCUUGUAUCACAGAAUUUAGCGAUUUGAUUGGAUUGUAUGCCAGUGAAUACAGCCAAUCAGAGUUCUUGACAUAAAGGCUGUAAUCAUUAUGGCUAAGUGUUUACAGACUUUCUGUCAAAGUCUCUGAUUGGCUGUAUUCACUAGCGUACAAGCCAAUAAAUUCUCUGUAUUUACAAUCUUCCAAGAUACAAGAAUAGUGGCUAUUGUAGUCAAGGUAUAAGACGAAUUUGGUAAUACCUUGAUAUGAAAACCACAGUAAUCACUAUCAGGGUUCAGUUAAAUUGUAACUCAACAAAUGGAAGAUUAGUCGUUGAAAUUAUUUAAGCCAGACCUAAACAAUUUGAACUAAUAUAUUUGUGGUUACAGUAAGGUAAUUAAAUUCUCAUUAAUUUGGCCUUAUUUAGUUAAUAUUUUCUUGUUAUUUCUUGAUUUGUUAUAUUAGUGAUUUGUUCUAUUAGUGAAUUAUAUUAGUGAUUUGUUAUUUUAGUGAAUUGUUAUAUUAGUGCUAGUUUAUAAACUGAUUAUUUUACAAGCUGAUGAAGAUAAGAACCUAUGACUACCAUUUGCUAGAGGUAACCAAGGUAAUGAUGAGGUCAUGUAAAGAACUGAUGGUUUAUAAAACCUAACUUAUCCAAGUUGAGAGAACUUGAUAAUCAUUUCUCAGCUGAUUUGAAUGGCUUUAAUCUGUACAUAUUAUUAUUAUACCUUGACAUUUGGAAAUCAG